AUGUUUGAAAUCGACAUCGCAACUGUUAUGUUCACAACAGUUAAUCUUGUCAUUCUUCUUGAUUAUUUGGUAAAUAUUUUAAUGGAGUGGCUGUACCCACGAGUUGAUGAAGAAUUUCCAUCUUUGUCUGAAAUCAACACUCUCAAUACUCUUUUUGCUUUUAUCAUUGAGAGACCGAAUUGUAAUGUUAGCUCAGAUAUCAAAUCAAAUUGUGAUGUUAACUCAGCUAUCAAAUCAAAUUGUGACGAAUCAAAUUGUGAUGCUAGCUCGGAUGGUGAAUCAAAUUAUGAUGCAGAUGACGAAUCAAAUUGUGAUGCUGGCUCGGAUGGUGAAUCAAAUUAUGAUGCAAAUGACGAAUCAAAUUAUGAUGCAGAUGACGAAUCAAAUUAUAAUGUUAGCUCAAAUGACGAAUCUGAAGUUGACGAUGAACCAAAUCUAGAAAAUAUUUUGAUAAUGAUGGAAGAUGCACAAUUUGAUCCUAAAAUAAUUACUGAUAGUGUUACUACAAUUAAACAACACGAUAAAGAAUUGUUGUCACUAUCAUCAAUUUUAUCAGCGAUCGACGCUGAAAUGCUUCAAGUAACCAAAAAACUUGAAGCAUUAUCAUUUGACGACACCGAAAAUAUUCAACCACUCAAAUCAUCAUCGAAAAAACUCAAAGCGGAAUGCUUAUCCAAUGAGAACAAGGGCAAUGUCAAUGACAACUCUUCAGUAAUUGAAUCGUCACCAUCAUCAUUGUUUUCAGUAAUCAACACUGACAUAUUUCAAGCAAUCGAAUCAUUAUCUUUAAAAAACAUCCAAGAAUUCGAAGAAAAAUUCAAAUUGCUCAAUUUAGAUAAUAACGUUCAGGGCUCAAAUUAUCAAAAGGAUAAUAAUAAAGAUAAUUGGUUGAAGAUUGCUUUUGAAUCCGAGCUUAAAAAUACAAGCGAAUCUUCAGCAAGUCUAAAUAAUGAAGAUAAUUGGUUGAAGAUUGCUUUUGAUUCUGAGCUUAAAAAUAUAAGCGAAUCUUCAACAAGUCUAAAUAAUAAUAUUUGGGAUUCAAAUAAUCCAAACGGUGAAAAUAAUUGGUUGAAGACUUUUGAAUCCGAGCUUAAAAAUACAAGCGAAUCUUCAACAAGUCUAAAUAAUAAUAUUUGUGAUUCAAAUAAUCCAAGCGGUGAAAGUGAGAUUACUUUUGAAUCCGAGCUUAAAAAUAUAAUUGAUGAUAAUAAUGUCGUCAAUGAAGAUAAUUGGUCAAAGAUUGCUUUUGAUUCUGAGCUUAAAAAUACAAGCGAAUCUUCAACGAAUCUAAAUAAUAAUAUUUGGGAUUCAAAUAAUCCAAACGGUGAAAAUGUAAAUAAUUGGUUGAAAAUCACUUUUGAUUCUGAGCUUAAAAAUACAAAUGAUUGGUUGAAAAUUGCUUUUGAAACCAAGCUUAAAAAUACAAGUGAUAAUGAUUUAGUCACGGCUGACCAAUUAAGCGAAGCACAAAUCACAGAAUUUAAAGAAGCAUUUUCUUUGUUUGAUAAAGACAGUGAUGGUACCAUCACCACCAAAGAACUUGGUACAGUAAUGAGAUCACUUGGUCAAAAUCCAACAGAGUCAGAAUUACGAGACAUGAUCAAUGAAGUUGAUGCUGAUGGUAACGGGACAAUUGACUUUCCAGAAUUCUUGACAAUGAUGGCCAGGAAAAUGAAGGAUUCUGAUUCUGAACAAGAGAUAAAAGAAGCUUUUAAAGUUUUUGAUAAAGAUGGUAAUGGUUUUAUUUCUGCUGCUGAACUAAGACAUGUUAUGACUAAUCUUGGAGAGAAACUUACUGAACAAGAAGUCGAUGAAAUGAUGUUCUUUAUGAUCAGAGUUGAAAUAAAUCUUAACAGUCUGGAUGAAUCAUCUGAUGGAUGUGACAAUAUAAUUAACAAUCCAGAUGAUAUAAUUAAUAUUGAUAAUUUAUCCUCGAGUUUAGGAAAAUGCAUACAUAAAGAUGAAGAACAUGAUGGAACCAAAAAAAUAAUUAUAGACUUUUCUAAACACCCAUUAUUGGAGACAUAUUCCAAGUUACUUUUUAAUUUACAAAACCAUCAUGUGGAGGAAGACUCCCAACAUGCACAGCACUUGUCCAUAAUGUUAGAAUGGAGUGUACUGGUUUCUGAUGUAUUAAAGCAACAUAGUAAUUAUCAACUUCACCAAGCAGUUGAAGUACUUCAAAAAUUGAAAGACAAAGGCAUCAUCAAAAGCAGUGAUCAUGGCUGGAUUCCAUCUUUUACUUUAAUUAAACAGAUUUUUGAUCAAGGAACAAGUAAUAAGUGUCACGAAAUAGAUGCUUUGACAGUGAUAUCUGUGGUUUCGACUAAUGAUGCCAUCU
Messenger RNA from Entrophospora candida, 2341 nucleotides. The record is from the annotation of a GenBank genome assembly. NCBI's taxonomy places the organism in Eukaryota, Fungi, Glomeromycota, Glomeromycetes, Entrophosporales, Entrophosporaceae.